This is a messenger RNA of Penicillium concentricum, 1755 nucleotides long. Its product is annotated as Tryptophan halogenase. Lineage: Eukaryota; Fungi; Ascomycota; Eurotiomycetes; Eurotiales; Aspergillaceae. Bases 1 to 1755 code for a protein of 584 amino acids. Gene Ontology annotation, molecular function: iron ion binding; monooxygenase activity; oxidoreductase activity, acting on paired donors, with incorporation or reduction of molecular oxygen. The transcript is spliced from 8 exons. The record is from RefSeq and is a predicted model, not a curated record.
AUGCAGCUCGGGGCAUUUUUCAAGCUCAAUGCAAAGAGUGCGGGAUACACCGACUUUAUCCGGGCCAACGGUCCUAACGGGUAUUCCUGGAACGUGGUGAGAUUGGAAUCGAAUGAGAUUCUUUUUCGCCAUGCCGCAAAGAGUGGUGCAAAGGCCUUCGAGAAUGUCUCGUUGAAGUCGGUGAAUUUCGAGCCUUAUGAGAACGGUAUGUUCACCAGCCAACACAAAUUGGCUAACCCUGGACGGCCUGUUUCGGCCGAAUGGAAGACGAAAGAUGGUUGCUCCGGUACCAUCUCGUUCGAUUAUUUGGUGGAUGCGACGGGUCGAGUCGGUAUUCUGUCAACCAAGUACCUCAAGAAUCGCAAGUUCAACGAGAGCUUCAGAAAUAUUUCUAUCUGGGGAUUCUUCAAGGGUAAUAUUCCGCCAAGUCCAGGAACAGAUCGCGAAAAUCAGCCUAUAUCCGAAGGCAUGAGAGAUGGGUCAGGCUGGGUGUGGAUGUUACCUUUACAUAACGGCACAGUAUCCAUCGGGGCUGUUUUUCGAAGAGACAGUUUUCUUGCCAAGAGGAAGGCCUUUCCAGAAGGGACAACGGAGGCUCAAACCCUGGCGAGCUUGGUUGCACUCUGCCCUACAAUUUCUUCAUAUUUGGAGCCGGCUGAACUGACUUCUGGUAUCAGACAAGCGACAGACUACUCCUACAGUGCUAGCGCUUAUGCCCGUCCAAAUUUCCGUAUUCUCGGCGAUGCUGGCCCUCUCGAGCUAGCCCUCUCGAGUGCGCUAGCAGCGGCGACGUCCAUCAAUGCAUGCAUCCGGGGGGAUUGCAACGAAUUCGAUGCCUCCAAGUGGUUCGCCGAAAAGUUUGACGAAGGUUACACGUCAUUCCUUGUUGUGUUGAUGGCUGCCCUCAAACAAAUCCGGAUGCAAGAAGAGCCGAUCCUCUCCGACCUUAAUGAGGAAGGCUUUGAUCAAGCAUUCGCGGUCCUCAGGCCAGUAAUCCAAGGAGCCGCAGACAAGGAAACGGCCCCAACGGCUAAGGGCGAGUCGAUCACCGAAACCAUCAACCUCUGCCCCAAUGCGCUCAAUGACCUGCACGACACGGGGCUGCAAAAGAAGUUGACCAAUAUUGUGGAGGCGAAGGUACACCUGAGUAAGAUCAACUGCUUGGAAACCUUUCGGCAGAGGAGACGGCAGCGCUUCAGCGCAUGCGCGCCAUGCAUUCAAUUCUCCCGUCCUAACCAUGGCGGCGGUUUCGUCUCCUCUAGCCUCAAAGGAAUGAAUCACAUUAUCGAAACGGCACACACGAGUGUGGAUAACAGAGUUUCCGAUAUUGCAUCUCAUGGAAAACAGGAGAUAAAGGGUCUUUUACAUAACCUGCUGAACAUUGUCGAUUUCAAAGGGGAGAAAUUAGACUUCGGCAUCGAGGACGUCAAGAACGAGGCCUUUGCGGCUCUGACAGCAGGUGCGGGCGCAACUAUGAUUGGACUGCAAGCAGUCUUCUAUUACCUCGCAAAUAAUCGUUCUAUAUAUGAAGAGGUUCGAACGGAGGUUGACGAAGCCAUGGGGAGCGGGAAACUAUCCGAAUUUCCCAUUUAUUCCGAAGCCGUCCAACUCCCACUUUUCAAGGCAACGAUCAAAGAAGCAUUGCGAUUACAUCCUGGCGUGGGAUUCACUAUGCCUCGAGUGGUGGAUCAAACUGGGAUUGAACUAUCAGGAAUGUACAUCCCGCCAGGAUGGAAAGUCGAGUAUGAGCGCUAA